Aspergillus aculeatus ATCC 16872 is the source of this 711-nucleotide messenger RNA. RefSeq lists its product as uncharacterized. The transcript has a single exon. The coding region runs from base 1 to 711 and encodes 236 amino acids. NCBI's taxonomy places the organism in Eukaryota, Fungi, Ascomycota, Eurotiomycetes, Eurotiales, Aspergillaceae. The record is from RefSeq and is a predicted model, not a curated record.
AUGGAAAGGGAAGGGACUGGAUCCGAGAAGACGAACUCGGCCAAACUGACCAUCAGCCCAACAACAGUGACCGGAAUCCUGGCCUUCCUCUGCCACAAGAGACGCUCCAUGCAACGCCGCGAGGACCGACAGUUCCUCAUCGACCAUCACAUCUCCUACGCCUUGGGCUACUAUCCCACUCUGCGUGAUCUCGACGCCAACCAGAAGGAGCAGCAGCUCGAAGAAGGAAGAGGAGAAGCAGGAGGAGGAGGAACAACAAUAUCGGCCUUCCCUCCCCCAACCCAGCCCAUGUCGCGUCUCUCAGCUCAUUACCACAGCCCGGUCGAUGAAUUCCUUCGCGAUCCACCCCCAGCCUAUCAACCUCAACCCUUACCCACCUAUGACCCUUCUCGAUAUCAGAGGGUCGAUGCCCCUCCCCCUCCUGCUCCGGUUGUUGGGCUCGCUAUCCCCUAUCAUCAUUAUCCUACACUGGGACUUCGGCAGGAAAGACCCCCGUCGUCGAUCUUGAGUCCACCAGCUCCCAUCAUGGCUCAGCGGGACUCGUUGAUUACUCCUAGAUUCUCCUUUCAGCCUUCACCCACGAUAGGACCCUUGCGGGACCUGAAUGAUGAUGCCUCUCUUUCUUCGUCUAAUAACUUAGAUGGCACAGCACAGCAGAUGCCGCGACAACCUAGACCUGUGUUGUCGAGACUGGUGACGGAUCUUCGAUGA